AUGGUCCAAUUGUCUGCCUAUGGGGAGAGAGUGGUGGAUCGACUUAGUAUGCUAGGCAACUGGCUUGCCGUCAUUGUCUCCAUCCGCAACUUUUUUAUAUGCUAUCAUCAAUAUCGACGUACCCGAGGCAAAAUCCAUUGCGUGAACAUUGCUCAGGUCGUAAUAUUAGGCGUGCAUCGGUUCCUUUACGGCAUCAUCCCGAUUUUCGAGAUUACCACUUGCGACUAUUACCCACUUCUUAUAUCAUUUUGGCAUAUUAGUAGGUGCAUUGUAGUUUACAACCCAUUCUUGAUUCCGCCAUCAUUCACACGCUGA
Messenger RNA from Lichtheimia ornata, 315 nucleotides. RefSeq lists its product as uncharacterized. Lineage: Eukaryota; Fungi; Mucoromycota; Mucoromycetes; Mucorales; Lichtheimiaceae. The transcript has 3 exons. The coding region runs from base 1 to 315 and encodes 104 amino acids. The record is from RefSeq and is a predicted model, not a curated record.